This is a messenger RNA of Saprolegnia diclina VS20, 594 nucleotides long. RefSeq lists its product as hypothetical. Bases 63 to 518 code for a protein of 151 amino acids. NCBI's taxonomy places the organism in Eukaryota, Oomycota, Saprolegniomycetes, Saprolegniales, Saprolegniaceae. The record is from RefSeq and is a predicted model, not a curated record. The transcript has a single exon.
UCGCACUUGAAGUUGGCCCAUCACGGGACAAAGGUCACGCACCAUCUGUUUUGCGUGAUGUGAUGCUCUUGGCAUUUCCAAAUUCCAGAUCAACGCACCAGAUGCCACGGCCCACAGUACUUUGGAGCCUCCUGCUCACGCUCCUUCUCGCUACCGCUUUCGCAGAGAGCCCGUCGACACCGGCGCCCUCGGCCUGCAAAGCCUGCGCCGCGUCCGGGCAGUGCGACCGCGCCUACAACUCCUCGGCUGGCAAGUUUUGCGGCCUCAUCCCGGCGCCGGAGCAGUACUGCUGCUGCAGCACCGAGCACGCCUGCCCGCCAAUCGGGUCGUCGGCAUGUACUUGUGCGCCGGGGCCGGCCCCUGACACGUCGUUCAACAAGACGCGCCAAGUGUUUGUGCUCAUCUUCCUCGGCUUCCUCCUCUUUGGUUGCAUCUUGCUCUGCGAACGUCUCGGCCUUCCGCCAAGCAGCCGCCGCGAAGGCUACGUCAGCAUCGAGUCGGCACAUUACCCCGGCUAAGAAUCUCCUUGUUAACUUACACCGCCGCCCUUUUGCGGCGAACAAUUCGAAGCGUCUUUCACCUUGUCGUUUCCCA